GGAAGCGGAUGGGACUGUGAAUCGCUGCCUCCGGCUUUUAAUUUUUCUGCUGACAGGCAUUGGUCACUGGUUCUUAAUCUUUUGUCUGUUGCACGCAUCCCGCCGUCCCCACUUGCUUUCCCAGUUCUCGGAUCCAGCCCUCUGUGCAUUCACGCCAGUUCUCUGACCCCGCCACGAGCUCCUCCUGGUCCCCGGGCGGGUCAGGCACGGAGGUGGUAACUAUGGAGAAUAUGGCGGAGGAGGAGCUGCUGCCCCUGAAGAAGGAGGAGGUGGCCCAGGCCCCGGCCCCGACCUCGGCCCCGGACUCGGCUCGGGUCCCAGCUCCGGCCCCGGACUCGGUUCCGACUCCGGCCUCGGCGCCAGCCCUAGCCCCUGCCCUGGCUCAGGCUUCGGCCCUGUCCCCGUCCCUAGCCUCUGCCCCAGACGAGGCUGAAAGCAAGAGACACAUCUCAAUUCAGAGACAGCUUGCUGAUCUAGAGAAGUUAGCUUUUGUAACUGAAGGAGAUUUUGACUCUGCUAGUUCACUGAACUCAGAUACUCUUGAUGCAGGAAACAAACAGGCUUGCCCAUUGUGCCCUAAGGAAAAAUUCAAAGCCUGUAAUAGCCAUAAGCUUCGUCGGCACCUUCAAAAUUUACACUGGAAAGUCUCAGUUGAAUUUGAAGGUUACAGAAUGUGCAUCUGUCACUUACCUUGUCGACCAGUGAAACCAAGCGUUAUUGGAGAACAGAUAUCCAGUAAAAUGGGCGCCCAUUAUCAUUGUAUCAUUUGUUCAGCAACAAUCACCAGAAGAACUGAUAUGCUAGGCCAUGUUAGGCGCCACGUGAAUAAAGGAGAGACUGAAUCCAGAUAUAUUGCUGCUUCUGCUGCUAAACCAUCUAAUGAAAUUUUGAAAGAGGCAGACACAGAUGUACAAGUUUGUCCUAACUAUUCUGUGCCUCAGAAAACAGAUUCCUAUUUUAAUCCCAAAAUGAAACUAAAUCGGCAGCUAAUAUUCUGUACUUUGGCUGCUCUGGCUGAGGAACGAAAACCUUUGGAAUGUCUAGAUGCCUUUGGAGCCACUGGGAUAAUGGGAUUACAAUGGGCAAAACAUCUUGGAAAUGCAGUCAAGGUUACAAUUAAUGACUUGAAUGAAAACUCUGUGACCUUGAUUCAGGAAAACUGCCAUUUAAACAAAUUGAAAGUGGUGGUAGACAGUAAGGAAAAAGAAGAGAGUGGUGAUAUUCUUGAAGAAGGAGAGGAAAAGCUUGGUAAUAUUAAGGUGACCAAAAUGGAUGCCAAUGUACUGAUGCAUUUGAGAUCUUUUGAUUUCAUACACCUAGACCCUUUUGGAACAUCAGUGAACUAUCUAGAUUCUGCGUUCAGAAAUAUAAGAAACCUUGGCAUAGUGUCGGUGACUUCUACAGACAUCAGUUCUUUAUAUGCCAAGGCACAGCAUGUUGCCCGGCGUCACUACGGCUGUAACAUUGUCCGGACUGAGUAUUACAAGGAACUAGCAGCCAGAAUUGUGGUAGCUGCAGUGGCAAGAGCUGCAGCUCGAUGUAACAAAGGCAUAGAAGUACUAUUUGCAGUUGCUCUGGAACAUUUUGUCUUAGUUGUUGUGAGAGUUUUGCGGGGACCUACUUCUGCGGAUGAAACAGCCAAGAAGAUUCAGUAUCUGAUCCAUUGUCAGUGGUGUGAAGAGAGAAUUUUUCAGAAGGAUGGUAAUAUGGUAGAAGAAAACCCGUACCGACAGCUGCCCUGUGACUGCCAUGGAAGCAUGCCUGGGAAGACAGCAAUAGAGCUGGGGCCUCUCUGGUCAAGUUCCCUCUUCAGUACUGGAUUUCUCAAAAGAAUGCUGUUUGAAUCUCUUCACCAUGGUUUAGAUGACAUUCAACCCCUAAUAAAGACAUUAAUCUUUGAGUCAGAGUGUACUCCUCAAAGUCAGUUUUCAGUUCAUUCACCUUCAAAUCUCAACAAGCAAGAAGAAUGUGGUUUAUUUAUUAAAAGUACAGAUGAUACCACAACAGAUAAUUACAUUGUACAAGGAAAGAGAAAAGGUAGUGAACCAAUCACAAAUUUAGCCAAGAAGCAAAAGACUGAUGUCAGUACUGAACAUCCUCCCUUUUAUUACAACGUCCACAGACACAGCAUUAAAGGGAUGAAUAUGCCGAAGUUAAAAAAGUUUCUGUGCUAUCUUUCUCAAGCAGGCUUUCGAGUAAGCCGAACUCAUUUUGACCCAAUGGGUGUUCGUACAGAUGCACCUCUGGUGCAGUUUAAGUCUAUCCUUUUAAAGUACAGCACCCCCACCUACACUGGAGGACAAACGGAGGGCCAUGUGCAGGCCGCGUCGGAAGAAACAGUAGCUGACCGGGUGGAAAUGUCGGAGAAGGACAAAGCAGAAGCCGGCAGUUGCAGAAGAUGGUAAAUGCAGGGGAGUUGAUUCCCAGAUGCCUGUAUCGAAGGCCUGCCUAAUGGUCUCUGUUCCACCUGUAGUUCUUUUUUUAUUCUUUCAAUUCAGUGGUGUAAAAAUAAAAAACAGUGCUGUUUUCUUUCA
This is a messenger RNA of Molossus molossus (Pallas's mastiff bat), 2534 nucleotides long. It is a transcript of the gene TRMT1L, whose product is annotated as tRNA methyltransferase 1 like. Gene Ontology annotation, biological process: tRNA N2-guanine methylation. Gene Ontology annotation, cellular component: nucleus. Gene Ontology annotation, molecular function: RNA binding. Lineage: Eukaryota; Metazoa; Chordata; Mammalia; Chiroptera; Molossidae. The record is from RefSeq and is a predicted model, not a curated record. The coding region runs from base 222 to 2405 and encodes 727 amino acids. The transcript has 15 exons.